Molecule: messenger RNA, 1719 nt
Organism: Pieris macdunnoughi
Lineage: Eukaryota; Metazoa; Arthropoda; Insecta; Lepidoptera; Pieridae
Source: the annotation of a GenBank genome assembly
AUGUCGAAGACGUUUAUGUUGGAGCCUGAUUUAAUCGCAGCCGGUGAAAAUGCAAUGCCAGAUCUCAAUAACGAUUUAGUUUUAGCCAAAAACUUUUUGAAACAGCAAAGUGCAGCUACUGCAGAUUCUUUGUAUGACCACCUCGUUGACAUAGUUCAGAAGAUUCUAACACAGAAACCGCCAAAUGUAGUUGAUAACUUUGAGCAAUAUUCAUGGGAAGUGAAGCAAGAGAAAUUUCGGCCAAACUUCGACUUACUUAACGAUAUCUAUUUAUCGCCGUCUCAACUAACCAUUGUGCGGAGGGUGGACGAAAUGUUUCGUCUAGUAGCCAGUAAGUCGCAGAAAUUGGAGGAAGUAGGCGAAGAGGAACAGGAAUUAGAUCUGGAAGAAGAAGAUGCGAAACCUCGGAUAUCUGACCUCAUAGAUAAUAACUAUUACUUCAAACAGGCAGGAUACGGUUUACCAGAAAAUGAAUGCUAUGCCCUUUACAUUGCUCUUAACAUGUUGGCUAUCAAAGAACCAGUUGCCACAGUUAGAUUCUUCGGUAAAAUAUAUGGUACGAAAGCUAAUUACUACAUUGCGGAAACAGACUUAACAAUUGAGGAGCUGGAUCGAAGGAUUCGGGAGUUCGAAAUGAAGGAUAUGCCUGGUGAAGGAGAAGGUAUGGAUGAAGAUAGGACUCAUGAAGCGGAGGAGCAGAAAGAAAUAAUGGGUGAAGGCGAGACACGAGAAGAGAAACCCAAAGAGCCAGUUCCUCCCAAAUUGCCUCCAAUUCCUAUAUCUACGUGGCAGCCGCCUCCGCCCAUACCAGUUGAAAGACCAGGCCAAGGGGUUAAUAAAAAAGUGUAUUGGGUAUGCAAUUUGCCUGGGGAAUCUUGGAUAUGCCUUCCAGACCUAACACCUGACCAGGUCCGAGUGGCCCGCCUCUCUGUCAGAUGUAUGACUGGCGAUUUGGAUGCUGAGAUACAAACAUUUCCGCCAUUCGAAGGUACGGAGCGUAAUUAUCUUCGUGCUCAAAUAGCUCGAAUCCAGGCAGCUACGUCUAUCUCACCUCAGGGCUUCUUCACUUUUGGUUCUGGAGAGGAGGAGGAAGAUAUUGAUAUGGAAGAAGGAGCUGGUGAUUUAGCUUUCAAUCCCAACCCCUUCUACCAAGGGCACACGUUAAAGGAUCUACUGGACACCAAUUUAACAUAUUGGGUGCAUCACGGGAGACAUAUUUUGAAACAGGGAAGAACCAUUUGGUGGAACCCUAACGCUGGAAUGGAAGAGGGGUUAGAAGAAGAAGAGGACGAGGGUCCUCCUCCAGUGGAACCGGAGAGUGGCCCUUCUCUUUUCACCCCGCUAUCAGAGGAUGCUCACUUAGAGGGACUCCCAGCUUGGACCCCUCGAGUCAGUUCUACUCUUUCCCCGGAUAGAGCCCUCGUUAGCUUGAGAAGCAACGUGUGGCCUGGGGCUGUGGCGUAUGCCACUACUGGAAAGAGAUCAGAAUGUAUGUAUGUCGGCUGGGGAUUGAAGUAUCAGCCGCCAAAUUUUUCUCCACUCCAACUGCCUCGGCCUGAAGAUGAAUACAUGGUUGGACCUGAGGUUAUGGAAAUGGCUGAUCCUACUUUCGCUGAUGAAGAGGCAUAUCGUAUUGCUCAUUUGCCUCCACCCCCACCGCCAGAACUACCUGGAGAGGGAGAAGGUGCCUUUGGAGAAGAGGAGGAAGAUGAAGAUUAA